GCCACCACCUUGCAAAUCACGGGUGGCUCUUUCCUCCCUUUUUUUGCACCUUUUCCUUUUCGUCCCUUUUCGCACAGUCACACCUCACCUUCUUCCCCUUGGCAGCGCACUUCCGCAGGGGAACAGGAGGGUGGCACGGUUUUGGACUCUGCACGGCGAAGACUUCCAGGACGGUGGCGGCGGCUCCUUCUCCCGCUACUCUUGCGUGCGGCGGCCUGUACGCAAACAACGGCGGCGAUCUGGUCUGACGGCGGUGGCGCGGCUUCGCGACGGCUCCUCAACCUGGCGGCGGCAACUCCUCAACGCGAUGGCGAUGGCUUGGCAGACCAGAGCUGCACCUUUUCGCGUGGCUAGUGGCGGCAGCGGCGAGUCUCCCGUGACUCACUCCCUGCUGCGGCUCUCCCGAUUCAAGUGCGGCAGCUCUUCGUGGGGAUCAACGUGGAUGGUGGUGCUCCGGCGGCAGCGCCCCUCACUCCGGCCCCUGAUGCUGCACCAGGUUUUUAGGUGACACUCCUCUCUCUGAUUAGUUUCUGCUGAUCAGAUUUCCGGUGUGUUAGCGAACCAAAGCUCCGAUGCCACUUGUUGGGAUAAACGCACGCGGAAACAACACACGAUCACGAAUCAACUGCAGAAAAAUAAACGACACAAGAUUUAACAUGGUUCGGUCGCCAACUGCAACCUACUCCACACGGGGCAACUAGGAGGAUUUUAUUUCAUUGUUGUUGCACCACAAUUACAAGCACAUUAGCAUCUCUUAAAUAGAGAUUAGUUAGGGAGACAAUGAUUAAUCCGUAAGCUUCUAGGUAGCGUUCUGUCAAUUUCCUGUUAGCUUCCACCUAGCUUCAUGGCUUCACACUCAACACCUUUGUCCUCGCCUCUAGCCAUAGUAUAAAUAUUGAUGUAAACC
This is a messenger RNA of Cuscuta campestris, 907 nucleotides long. NCBI's taxonomy places the organism in Eukaryota, Viridiplantae, Streptophyta, Magnoliopsida, Solanales, Convolvulaceae. The record is from the annotation of a GenBank genome assembly.